Cyphellophora attinorum is the source of this 4020-nucleotide messenger RNA. Its product is annotated as Myosin type-2 heavy chain 1. The coding region runs from base 1 to 4020 and encodes 1339 amino acids. The record is from RefSeq and is a predicted model, not a curated record. The transcript has a single exon. Lineage: Eukaryota; Fungi; Ascomycota; Eurotiomycetes; Chaetothyriales; Cyphellophoraceae. Gene Ontology annotation, cellular component: myosin complex; actin cytoskeleton; vesicle. Gene Ontology annotation, biological process: actin filament organization; vesicle transport along actin filament. Gene Ontology annotation, molecular function: microfilament motor activity; ATP binding; actin filament binding.
AUGUCGCUCGCUUCACCACUAUCUCCCUCUUCGCGCCCACGAUCGGCGGUCUAUAACACAAACUCGCCGACACCAGUGCAGCGGCACGAUAGACAGCAAUCUUUCUCACCGAGCACCUCACUAAGCUCAGUGCCUUCACAUUUGCGAAAUAAGUCGCUACAGCGGCAGGGCAGCAUCUCGAGCACAUUCGCGCCCAAGUUCAUAAAAUCAGAUGAAAUAAGGAAAAGUGAGGACAAGAUCUCCUCGAUCGAGGGCGAGAAUGACUUCUCCGGCAAGAGAUAUGUUUGGGUUAAGGACCCUGAAAAGGCGUUCGUCCGCGGCUGGAUCGUGGAGGACUUGUCCAAUGACCAUGUCGUGGUUCAGUUCGACGAUGGAUCUCAGAUUGAGACUCAUGUCGACGACCUCGACAAGGUCAAUCCUGCCAAAUUCGACAAAGCUGACGAUAUGGCCGAGCUGACGCACCUGAACGAGGCCUCGGUGAUUCACAACUUGUAUACACGAUACCAGGCGGAUCUCAUCUACACAUAUUCAGGACUGUUCUUGGUUACUAUCAAUCCAUACUGCCCGCUACCGAUAUACGGCAACGACUAUGUUCGCAUGUACAAGGGACAAACGCGUGAAGACACGAGACCGCACAUAUUCGCCGUGUCCGACCAAGCAUUCCGCAAACUGGUCGACGAAGGGGAGAACCAGAGUAUACUCGUGACUGGCGAGUCAGGCGCAGGCAAAACAGAAAACACAAAGAAGGUCAUCCAGUACCUGGCCGCUGUGGCUUCCACUGAUGCAGACACGCCACUGACUGGACGGACUCCUGGCAAGCAACUAUCGAAUCUCUCACAGCAGAUCCUGAGAGCAAACCCGAUACUAGAGUCAUUCGGCAAUGCUCAGACCGUUCGCAAUAACAAUUCGUCGCGUUUUGGUAAAUUCAUCCGGAUACAGUUCACGCGGACUGGUCAGAUCGCGGGAGCAUUCAUUGAUUGGUAUCUGCUGGAGAAGUCGCGAGUCGUGAAACUUAGCCGCGAAGAGAGAACGUACCAUGUCUUCUACCAGCUGCUGGCAGGUGCCGACCAGAGGAUGCGAGAGGCACUACUGAUCUCGAAUAUGGACGUGGAGAACUUCAAUUACUUACGGCAGGGCAACGACACAAUCAGUGGAGUGUCCGACCGCGACGAAUGGAACGCGCUGAUAGAAGCCUUCCACAUCAUGAAUGUUUCACAGGACGAUCAGAUGGCUAUCUUCCGCACGAUAGCUGCCAUCCUGCAUCUCGGAAAUGUCACUGUGAGACAAGAAAGCCGUGCUGGAGAUCAAGCGACUUUGACACCAGAAGCGAAAGCAUCGGUCGACAAGGCGUGUCGUCUGCUUGGUGUGCAGACCGAACCGUUCAUUCGAGGUCUGCUGCAUCCAAAGGUCAAGGCCGGUCGUGAAUGGGUCGAGAAGGUCCAGACUCCCGAGCAAGUACGACUUGCCCUGGAUGCGCUUGCCAAGGGUAUCUAUGAACGAGGUUUCGGCGACUUGGUUUCGAAAAUCAAUUCUCAGCUAGAUCGAGCCGGCUUGACCAGCGACGACAACCACUUUAUCGGCGUUCUGGAUAUUGCUGGUUUCGAGAUCUUCGAGACGAAUGGAUUCGAGCAGCUCUGCAUCAAUUACACCAACGAGAAGCUGCAACAGUUCUUCAACCACUACAUGUUUGUGCUGGAACAAGAGGAGUAUGCUAGGGAACAAAUCGAGUGGUCCUUCAUCGACUUCGGCAAGGAUCUGCAGCCGACAAUCGAUCUCAUCGAGUUGCCGAAUCCGAUCGGUAUCUUCUCAUGCUUGGACGAGGACUCUGUCAUGCCCAAGGCUACCGAUAAGUCGUUUACCGAGAAGCUGCACUCGUUAUGGGAAAAGAAGACACCAAAGUAUGCUUCUGCACGCACGAGGCAAGGUUUCAUUCUCACGCACUAUGCGGCCGAGGUGGAAUACUCGACGGAAGGUUGGCUUGAAAAGAACAAAGAUCCCUUGAACGACAACCUGACGCGGCUACUGGCCGGGUCCCGUGACUACCACAUUUCGACACUAUUCAGCGAUUGUGUUGAUGAGACAGACGACACGUUCAGUCCACGAAGUCGUGUAAAGCGAGGACUGUUCAGGACUGUCGCUCAGCGGCACAAGGAACAGCUUGCUACUCUCAUGCGACAACUCCAUUCCACACAACCACAUUUCGUGCGGUGCAUUCUGCCAAACCACAAGAAAAAGCCGAAGCAAUUUACGGCACCACUUGUCCUGGACCAGCUGAGAUGCAAUGGUGUUCUGGAAGGCAUCCGAAUAGCCAGGACUGGAUUCCCCAACCGUCUCACAUUCGCCGAGUUUCGAUGCCGCUAUGAGGUGCUCUGUGAGAAUAUGCCAAAGGGCUACCUUGGCGGUCAAGAGGCCUCGCGUAUUAUGCUGGGCUGCCUUAAGAUGGAUGCUGCAGACUUCCGGGUUGGUCUUACCAAGGUCUUCUUCCGAGCGGGUGUGCUAGCUGAGCUCGAAGAGAAACGCGACAGUCUGAUCCGAGAGAUAAUGUCCCGGUUUCAAUCUGUCGCUCGCGGCUUCAUGCAGCGGAGAAUAGCAUACAAGCAGUUAUACCGCGCGGAAGCGACGAGAGUGAUCCAGCGCAACCUCAACGUCUAUCUAGACCUCCAAUCGAAUCCCUGGUGGCGACUGUUCAUACGGAUGAAGCCGCUGCUGGGAGCGACGAGGACGGCAAACGAAGUCAAGAAGCGCGAUGAGCGGAUCGAGACUUUGCAGGACAAACUGCGGCAAGAUCAGCUUGAACGACAGAAGGUCGAGGAGGAGCGGCGGCGGGCAGAAAUGCAAGCUCAUUCGAUACAGCAAACACUCGAAGCUGAAAGAGCACUUGCACUCGACAAGGAGGAGAUCUUCAAACGCCUCCAACAACGAGAGGCAGAGCUGACCGAAAAGCUUUCCGAAGCCAUAACAGAACAGGAGGCACUGGAGGAUCAGCUGGACGAGGCGCUCGACGCCAAGAAGACCUCCGACGAAGAAAUGAACACUCGUCGAGACCAAGUAAUGCAAGCUGCUCAGAUCAUAACGCGACUGGAAUCAGAGAAGAAGGACUUGCAAGCUCAAGUCGACAAGCUCGAGCGAGAACUGGACCGCGCGGAGCAGGACGAAGACAAGUUCCAGCAUCUAGAGCAAGAGAUCAGGAGUCUGAAAAGCCAGAUCAGUGUCAAGGACAAGAAGCUCAUGCAGCAGGACCUCGACAUGAAAGAAGCAUCCAAAGCUAGGGACUUGCGGCUGUCAACGCUGGAGACGGAGCUUCGAGCUGUGAAGAGCCAGCAAAGUCAGAAAGACCGGCACACGUCAGAACUCGAAGCCAAAGUCCGACAAUCCGAGUCCGCGCAGCAAAAGCUAUCCACACUCGAAGCCGAACUUCGCUCCCUCAAGACCCAACAGACCCAAAAAGACCGUCACACCGCCGACAUCGAAGCCCAACUCCGCCUAGCCGACAGCACCCACGCGCAAGAACAGCGCAAGCAGAAAGCAGACUACGAAUCCCAACUCUCGAGUCUGCGGUCCCAGAUCAGCUUGAAAGACCGCAAACUCUCUGACCUCGAAUCCACCCUCUCGAAGAUCGACGCCGAUGCCGAGUCCAAACUCGUCAAGACCAAGUCCGAGUUAGACACGACAAAACACCUCCUUCGGGAAAUGGAAGGCCAGAACCAAGAACUUCGCCAGCAGAUUGACGAUAUGUCCUUUUCCGCAUCCAAAUCCGGGCAGAACCUCCGACAAAAGGAGAAGGAGCUUGCGACGUUGAUGGCGGAUAUACGGCGGCAUGAAGCGGAGAAGGAAGGGUUGAGGAUUGAGAAGGAGAGGAUGGCGGGGGAGCAUGAGAGGAUGGUUAGCCAGCAUAGGGAGCUGAAGGAGGGGAUUGAGGAGAUGAAGGCGAAGCGGGAGGGGAUGCAGAGGGAGGCGGAGGAGGUGCAGCGGCAUUUGGAGAGUGUGAUGCCGUUUUUCAAAUCUCACUUCAGUGGGUAG